Messenger RNA from Acanthosepion pharaonis, 519 nucleotides. Lineage: Eukaryota; Metazoa; Mollusca; Cephalopoda; Sepiida; Sepiidae. The record is from the annotation of a GenBank genome assembly.
AUGCAUCCUUAUAGGAAGGCGUCUCCUUCCCCAUUACCUGUUUCUCCAGAACCACCACCUUUGGUUGAUGGAUAUCGAAGGCCUCCUUCAAUAUCCAGUAGCCCGUCGUCAGCUCAUAGCCAAGAGAAUGGAACAGCCAGGCUGACAGCCGCUGCAAAACGUCAAAAAUAUUUCCGAAGGCUCUUCAAAUUUCGUCAGAUGGACUUUGAAUAUGCUUUCUGGCAAAUGUUUUUGGCUGUUAGUCUCGUCUAUCGGGUUCGCGUUUGUUCUACGUCUUCACUUCGUUGGUUUCCUCAAAUUCAUCGUUUGGGUUAUCUUCGUCGAUUGCAUAGGUGUCGGCAUCCUUAUUGCAUCUCUAUUAUGGUUUAUCACCAAUCGUUACCUAAUAGUUUCACCUCCAAGAGGGCAGGAUGUCGAGUGGGGUUACGCCUUCGACGUCCAUCUGAACGCGUUUUUCCCGUUGUUGAUGAUCCUACACCUCUUUCAGCUGGCCUUCCUCAAUACUGUGAUAAACCAUGA